CGACCAAUCGGGCGCGACGCCUUGGUCUUGCCCGGGGGACUCGUGGGGUAACUUGCUCUUGUGAACCAGCACCAUGGCGUCUGGCUGUAAGAUUGGCCCGUCCAUCCUCAACAGCGACCUGGCCAAUCUAGGGACCGAGUGCCUCCGAAUGCUGGACUCUGGGGCCGACUAUCUGCACCUGGAUGUAAUGGACGGGCACCCUGCUCUUCAGGGAGGUCAGUUUUUUCUCUCCUACACUGUAAGCUCCCUGAAAACAGGUUCUGUUUCUCUGGCUCAACUCUGUAUUCUUUGCAGGCAUUUUGUUCCCAACAUCACCUUUGGUCACCCUGUGGUAGAAAGCCUCCGAAAGCAGCUAGGCCAGGACCCUUUCUUUGACAUGCACAUGAUGGUGUCGAGGCCGGAACAGUGGGUAAAGCCAAUGGCUGUAGCAGGAGCCAAUCAGUAUACCUUUCAUCUCGAGGCUACUGAGAACCCAGGGGCUUUGAUUAAAGACAUUCGGGAGAAUGGGAUGAAGGUUGGCCUUGCCAUCAAACCAGGAACUACAGUUGAGUAUUUGGCACCGUGGGCUAAUCAGAUAGAUAUGGCCUUGGUUAUGACCGUGGAACCUGGGUUUGGAGGGCAGAAAUUCAUGGAAGAUAUGAUGCCAAAGGUUCAUUGGUUGAGGACCCAGUUCCCAUCUUUGGACAUAGAGGUCGAUGGUGGAGUAGGUCCUGACACUAUCCAUAAAUGUGCAGAGGCAGGAGCUAACAUGAUUGUGUCUGGCAGUGCCAUUAUGAGGAGUGAAGACCCCAGAUCUGUGAUCAACCUGUUAAGAAAUGUUUGCUCAGAAGCUGCUCAGAAACGCUCUCUUGAUCGAUGAAAGCACAAGGCAUCCCAUGUUUCUGCUUAUGAAAUCUUUUUACUGGAAAACAAGAAUAUUGACUACCAAAUCCUAUCACAAUUGAGGCAGUGCUGUUUUUCUGAGCAAUUAUUCAUUCCAGUGACUAACGUCUAUUGUGCAGAAUGUUCCAAGAGGUUAGAAACUGGUGUGUAUUACUACUUUUUUAGUGACGGAAUUUAAACAUUAGUGUGGUAAGAGAUCAUUUUUACUGGGAAACUUGAUUUUUAUAAAGAGUAAAAAUAUGGCUGUUUUAAGGUUAUAAACAGAAAUGUGUCUUAAUUCCUAAGGAAGGCAUAUUAGCUAUUAUGAAAAACAUGUUUUUUUUCCACUUCUAAAAAGUGUUUUCUUUUGUUUCUCGGCUGUUUUCCAAAAGCAAAGGAAGUCCUUAUGUUUUUCCUGUUUCAUAUCAUUUUUUAUUUGUAUAUGUGUGUGAUAAUGAGUAGAAUGGAACUCAAUGAAAAAUCUAAAUGAAUCUGGCUGGGUUGGCAUACCAUAUUCUUCUUGCUUCUAAAGCAUCUAUUUUUUACUUUGCACCUUAUAUUUGAUAUAUAAAGACUGUAAAACCAAUGUAUGAAGCCCAGCGAUUUUCAUGUAGUUUGUUUUAAAAUACAAGCUUAGAUUUUUAUCACGGUGUUCCUUUGUUAGCUUUAGUGCAGCAGCAGGUUAUUCACUGAUUUCCGCCCCACCCCUCCCCCCUCCCAUCACAGCCACCAUUCUCAAGGACAUGAAGUAAUGUGCUAGCUCUGGGCAAAAAGGAAAGAAAAUCUUCCAUUUGGAAGUAAAAUGGAGUUGCAUCUUGACUCUCCCCCUUUCCAACUAUUGACCUUAGCAAAUCAAAUCAACCCGUUUCUUUGAGCUUCUAUUAACUGACUUAUACGUUGAAUGCAAUUGUAAUAACUGUGCAGGGUUGUACUGAGGAUUAACAGAGAUACUAUUAUGUAUGUAAAGCUUCCACUACUGUUGCUAGAAUUGUAAGAUGGCAAUGAGGAGGCUCAGUACAAAGCGAUCAUAAAUUUGUUUUGUACGCUAUAAAAUACUUUGAUAUGAUCUCAUUAAAUCUACAAAUCACUCCUAUGAGUGGUAGGACAGGUACUUUUGUGCAUAUUUAAAAAAUGAAGCUACUAAAGCUCAGCAACAGGCUGAUAGCAUGGAAAGGAUCCAGUAGGGCAUAGGAUUUUCUGGUGUGUUUUCUUUUUACAAAUGGAGGCCUUGGGAGGGGCAUUAGGCAAAGAACACUUCUUUUACUUAACACUGUCUUAUUCCCAGUCUAAAUUUACCCUGUAGCGGAACCAGAUGGCUGAGGACAUUCUGGAACUAUGGAUUUUGACUCCGAGGAUACAUAUUUUAUUAAUCCAUGAAAAAACAGGUAGGCUAAGAGAUGACAAGAGUUAAUCCAUAAAAUAAAUAUUGUGUCCCAAAUUAUGCUAUGACAACAAAUAUAUAUGCCCCUUCAUUAUUGUAAAUACUCUUGCUAUGUAACACAUAUACGCGUAUGGCAAGAAAUAACAGGACCAGUGUCAUUGAACUUCUUUAGGCUACUGUGAGUUUUAAGAAAUAAGAUUUGAAAAAUAAGAACAUUAAUGCUUAAGCAUGGAAUAGAGCUUGCUUUGUUGUUAUUUUCUAGAUUAUAAGGCAAAAAUUUGUUUCUUAAUGUUUGUGUUUAUUUUGGCUUAGGAAAGUUUUGUGCCAUGAAUAAGGUGGUGUUUAAUCAAAUCAGACAAUAAGGUAUAUAGAAAUAACUUUAAUUAAAAAACUUACAUAGAAGAUUAUAUCAGACAUGACAAAGAUUUGAGUUUAUUUGCCUGACAACUUGGGUUUGUCUAGCUGUUGUUUUCUUUUUAAAAAAAUAAAUGUACAGUAAAACAAGCAAAAA
This is a messenger RNA of Hipposideros armiger (great roundleaf bat), 2753 nucleotides long. RefSeq names its product ribulose-5-phosphate-3-epimerase (gene RPE). The transcript has 8 exons. The record is from RefSeq and is a predicted model, not a curated record. The coding region runs from base 74 to 859 and encodes 261 amino acids. Gene Ontology annotation, molecular function: D-ribulose-phosphate 3-epimerase activity. Gene Ontology annotation, biological process: pentose-phosphate shunt; carbohydrate metabolic process. NCBI's taxonomy places the organism in Eukaryota, Metazoa, Chordata, Mammalia, Chiroptera, Hipposideridae.